Molecule: messenger RNA, 2904 nt
Organism: Miscanthus lutarioriparius
Lineage: Eukaryota; Viridiplantae; Streptophyta; Magnoliopsida; Poales; Poaceae
Source: the annotation of a GenBank genome assembly
AUGGACGACAGCCUCUACGACGAGUUCGGCAACUACAUAGGCCCAGAGCUCGCCGACUCCGACGCCGAUGACGACUCCGACGCCGGCGGCGCCUCACCGUCCCCCUCCGCGUCCGGCUCGCCGUCCCCCGCGGCGCGCUCCCCGUCGGGCUCCCCCUCCCGCCCGGCCGCGCUCAUGGACGUCGACGACGACGAGGGCGACCCGUCCCAGCAGGCUGUGGUGCUCGCCGAGGACAAGAAGUACUACCCCACCGCCGAGGAGGUGUACGGGCCUGGCGUGGAGGCGCUCGUCAUGGACGAGGACGAGCAGCCGCUCGAGAUGCCCAUCAUCGCACCGCCCCGCGUCGUGAAGUUCGAGGUCGGGACCCGCGCCGCGGCCACGUCUACCUACGCGUCCACCGACUUCCUCCUCGGCCUCGCGGGCAACCCCGCGCUCGUCCGCAACGUCACCCUCGUCGGCCACCUCCAGCACGGGAAGACGGUGUUCAUGGACAUGCUCGUAGAGCAGACACACGAAGUGGACACCUUCGACUCUGAGGGGGAGCGCCAUGUGCGGUUCACUGACACAAGGGUGGACGAGCAGGAGAGGCAGGUCUCCAUCAAGGCUGUGCCAAUGUCGCUUGUUCUCGAGGGGGGAAACGGCAAGUCAUACCUGUGCAACAUCAUGGACACGCCCGGGCAUGUCAACUUCUCCGAUGAGAUGACUGCGGCACUGCGGCUUGCGGAUGGGGCUGUGCUCGUUGUUGAUGCUGCCGAGGGAGUAAUGGUUAAUACUGAGAGGGCAAUUCGUCAUGCAAUCCAAGAAAGGCUUCCCAUCGUUGUUGUGAUUAACAAGGUUGACAGAUUGAUAACAGAACUAAAGCUGCCCCCAAAUGAUGCAUAUUUCAAGCUGCGGCAUACUCUAGAGGCAAUUAAUGAUCUUAUCUCAUCGUGUUCAACUACAGUAGGUGGCACUCAGCUGGUGGAUCCUGCUGCUGGAAACGUAUGUUUUGCAAGUGGUGCUGCUGGCUGGUCUUUUACCUUACAAUCUUUUGCCCAUCUUUACUUGAAGAUUCAUGGGAUUCAAUUUGACCAUGAGAAAUUUGCAUCUCGCCUAUGGGGAGACCUGUAUUUUCACCCUGAUUCUAGAACCUUUAAAAAGAAGCCGCCAAAGGAAGGAGCUAACAGAUCAUUUGUUGAGUUUAUCCUUGAGCCUCUGUACAAAAUUUAUAGUCUGGUUGUUGGUGAGCAAAAGGGGAAUGUGGAAUCAAAGCUUGCUGAAUUGGGUGUCACGCUGAGCAAUGCAGCUUAUAAGCUUAAUGUUAGACCUUUGCUGAGGUUAGCUUGCCGCUCAAUUUUUGGCACUGCUACUGGUUUUACCGACAUGUUAGUGAAACAUAUCCCCUCAGUGAAGGAUGCUGCUGCAAGGAAGAUAGACCACAUAUACACUGGACCACAAGAUUCCUCUAUUGUGGAUGCUAUGAAAAAAUGUGAUCCCAAUGGACCCCUUAUGGUUAACGUAACAAAACUAUAUCCAAAGUCUGAUUGCAGCGUCUUUGAUGCCUUGGACGAGUUUAUAGUGGCACGAUACAGACUGGACAGACUGCACGAUACCGUGUUGCAAUUAGUAAAGCCCCCUGCUGGCUCUUGGGUUCUUAUUGAAGGUGUAGAUGCAUCAAUAAUGAAAACUGCUACUAUAUGUCCUAUGAAUAUUGAUGAAGAUGUGUACAUAUUUAGACCUCUACGUUUCAACACCUUGCCCGUUGUAAAGAUAGCAGCUGAGCCUCUCAACCCAAGUGAGCUUCCUAAAAUGGUCGAAGGUCUUCGUAAAAUUAGCAAGAGUUAUCCUCUUGCUAUUACCAAGGUUGAAGAGUCUGGAGAGCACACUAUCCUGGGGACUGGUGAACUAUAUCUGGAUUCCAUAAUGAAGGACCUCAGAGAGCUUUAUUCAGAGGUUGAGGUGAAGGUAGCAGAUCCUGUUGUUACAUUUUGUGAAACAGUUGUUGAUACUUCUUCUAUGAAAUGUUUUGCUGAAACACCUAACAAGAGGAACAAAAUUACUAUGCUUGCUGAACCAUUAGAGAAGGGCUUAGCAGAAGAUAUUGAGAAUGGUCUUGUUAGCCUGGAUUCAAGACAGAAAGAAAUUACUGACUUCUUUCGCCAACGCUACCAGUGGGAUGUGCUUGCAGCAAGGUCAAUAUGGGCUUUUGGACCUGACAAGCAGGGUCCUAACAUUCUUCUGGAUGACACACUUUCAAUUGAGGUUGACAAGAACCUGCUCAAUGCGGUCAAAGAUUCAAUUGUUCAAGGGUUCCAGUGGGGUGCUAGAGAAGGUCCUUUGUGUGAUGAACCAAUUAGGAAUGUGAAAUUCAAGAUCUUAAAUGCAAACAUAGCUCCAGAACCAUUGCACCGUGGUGGUGGUCAGAUAAUUCCCACAGCACGUCGUGUUGUCUACUCUGCAUUCCUUAUGGCUAAUCCUCGCCUUAUGGAACCUGUGUAUUAUGUUGAGAUCCAAACACCAAUUGACUGUGUCUCUGCAAUUUAUACGGUGCUAUCCCGGCGGCGUGGUCACGUAACAGCUGAUGUACCCAAGCCAGGCACUCCAAUAUACAUUGUUAAGGCAUUUUUACCUGUUAUAGAGUCUUUUGGAUUUGAGACAGAUCUCAGAUACCAUACCCAGGGACAAGCCUUUUGUCUGUCAGUAUUCGAUCACUGGGCUAUUGUUCCUGGUGACCCCUUAGAUAAGAGUAUUGUCCUUCGCCCCCUGGAGCCAGCACCUAUACAGCACCUUGCCCGUGAGUUCAUGGUAAAGACCAGGCGAAGGAAGGGCAUGAGUGAAGAUGUGAGCAUCAAUAAAUUCUUCGACGAGGCCAUGAUGAAUGAGCUGGCUCAACAGGCUGCUGAUAUCCACUUGCAAAUGAUGUAG